AUGCAGUCCAACAUGAACCAACCCAUCCCACCCAGCUUAACGCGCACUGCUCGCCGCCUCUCGGGGACUGCCGUUGAGCUCGUCCUGGAAAUCAUCGACGUCCUACCUCUUGACAGGGUCCUUGAUCUCCUUGCCGCCGAGAACGGUAUUGACGAUGGUGGCUCGGCUUUGAAGGCCGCGAUCAGUAGAAGCGCCGCCUGGUCGAGCCUGCGAGAUGUGGACCUCGGCCGCCUGUCCAAGCUUUGGGUGGCCUUCAACCAGCUAUCGUUGUUGAUCACUGACCGGAGGGUCGUGAGCAGCCGUUUUCGGUUACCAGAGAUGAACUAUAUGUGCUACGACUUCAAGAAGAGAAAGACCACCGGGUUGGAGUUCAUGGAGAAGCUCGAGAAAGACCUCGAGACCAUCUUCAAUAACGCGAUCCUCUGGGACGAGAACUUCUUCGGGAAUCAGCGAAAUUCAAGGAACGUCAGCCUCAGGGCCGUGUGCCAGUUCACUCCCGACCAUAUAGACCUGUCGAACUACUACCCCACGGACGGCGUACCCAAGGAGCGACCUGAAGGGUCACGUAUGAAGACCGUGGAGGAGUGUAUCGAGCUGCUGCCACAUCUUUUCAGCGGCCAUCGGCGAUUGAAAGAAGCCAGGUCAUCUGAGCUUCGGCAUCUUGCCGAAUUAUUCGAAAUGUAUCCAGGUUAUCUGAUGUCUUCGAAGUCUGGAUACUACGGCGUAAAGAACCCGCUACAUAUCCCGAGAGAGCUCCGCGGCCGAGCUCGGACGUGGAAGAAGUCCAAGUCGUACAUGAUGUAUCAUCAUCCAGUAUUGGUGCCUCACGACGUCUGCUUUCGGAUAUUCUCCGUGUUCUUUGAGAAUAUGCGUUUGCCGACGAGGGACGAGGACGACAAAGAGUCCAAGGACAAAAGGAUGGAGAGGAAGAUAGCCACCAUGAUUCCUGCGGACCUUCGAAAGGAUUUUCGCACAGCUGCGGAAGGCAUCGACUCCAUAGACACCUACGAGGGCAGCUUCCCUCGCGCAUGGUCUUCGGUAUACGAACAGGACUAUAUUGACUUCCAGCGGGUAGUCACGAGGGAUCGGUGGAAGGUCAGCACAGAUUCCAGGAAGUACGGAAACUUCUUCCCCGCAACCACAAAGGAGAUUGCAUGGCUGGAUUCUUUCCUGCGCUGCGUCAAAUGGAUCGAAUCCCACAACGUCACCUGGGCAGAAGACUUUCAGAAGUAUCCUUCGAGAUACUACAACCGUUCCCGGAGGGGUAUUGACAUGAAUACCUACGGGAAGACGACACCACCGAAAACAGAGAUGUUACUUGAGCUAUCCGACUUUCGAGAUUUCAUCGACAACGCGCCCGUGGAGGAGGUGGCUAGGCAACUGCAAGCCGACCACGACCUGUCAAAGCACGACCAGUCAAAGGGAACAGAGACGGCAGGGCUCCCGAGUCUCACCGCCCUUUAUAUGCCCAAGUGGCCCUCAACAAGGGCUGUAGAGGUGGCCAGAUGCAUCUGGCCUGAGGGAUAG
Messenger RNA from Colletotrichum chrysophilum, 1527 nucleotides. RefSeq lists its product as uncharacterized. Bases 1 to 1527 code for a protein of 508 amino acids. The record is from RefSeq and is a predicted model, not a curated record. The transcript has a single exon. NCBI's taxonomy places the organism in Eukaryota, Fungi, Ascomycota, Sordariomycetes, Glomerellales, Glomerellaceae.